Messenger RNA from Lactuca saligna, 1260 nucleotides. Lineage: Eukaryota; Viridiplantae; Streptophyta; Magnoliopsida; Asterales; Asteraceae. The record is from the annotation of a GenBank genome assembly.
CACAUGGAAAAGCACACCGAAUUCUAAUUUUUGCCUUUUGGAAGACCUAUAAAUGUAUUCGUUUUGUUUUGUUUCUCCAUAAGCUCUUUUCUCUAUCAAUCAUUUGAUAUCUAAGAGAGCUUCAUCACCCCACCAACAAUGGCUUUCCCUACUCAACUUUUAGCUUCUGUUUUUGGUAUUCUUGGCAACAUUAUCUCAUUCUGUGUGUUCUUAGCGCCAAUGCCAACUUUCUAUCGAAUCUACAAGAAGAAAUCAACAGAGGGGUUUCAGUCAGUGCCAUACUCGGUUGCAUUAUUCAGUUGCAUGUUGCUUUUGUACUAUGGUUAUCUCAAAACCGAAAAUGGAAUGAUGAUCAUCACCAUCAAUUCCAUAGGAUGUGUCAUUGAAACCAUUUACAUCGUUUUCUUUCUCAUCUACGCAACUAAAGAGGCCCUGAUGUCUACAGUCAAACUACUUGCUUUCUUCAACAUACUAUCAUAUGGGUUGAUUGUUGCUACAACACUAUUAGUAACGAAAGAAGGAUCUCAAAGGGUAGCUAUUGUUGGUUGGAUAUGUGCUGUGUUUUCUGUAUGUGUUUUUGCUGCUCCUCUCAGCAUUAUGAGAUUGGUCAUAAAAACGAAGAGCGUUGAAUACAUGCCCUUCUCGCUGUCUUUCUUUCUUACGUUGUGUGCUGUUAUGUGGUUCUUUUACGGCUUACUGAUCAAGGACUAUUAUGUAGCAACCCCAAAUGUGUUGGGCUUCAUCUUUGGAAUAGCACAAAUGAUCUUGUACAUGGUCUAUAAAGAUAAAAAGAAGCAAGUUAAACCAAUGGCUCAAGAACAAGACGUGCCAGCACCAACAGUGGUGGACUUGGGGGAAAUACUGGAAAUGCACGAAAAAUCUGGGGUCGACUUAGGGGUAAUAAUAGAAAUGCAAGAAAGUUCGAGUGUUCAGGUUGAAGGUGGUCGUGACAAGAAAGAAAUGGCUAAGGUCUCUAGUGAAAAAAUUAUCAUUUCCUCCGUUGUUUAAAGUUUAAAAUCCUGAGACAAAAAGACGAGCGUAAUUAAGUCGAAAUCAAAAGGCUUUUCACUUGUAUAUCGGGUAGAUCAGUGACAAGAUUCUUUAUUGAAUCCCGAAUCUGUCCACCUAGCAACACAGGAAGUCAGGCUAGAGCUAGACGAAUAGGCGGAGGAAUAUCAUAUAUGUUUGUUUUUCUUUGUUUAUUUUCGUUUUUUAAGGUUUAAAAUAAAAUACUACUAUUUAAUAUAUAUGAAUGAUAAC